Messenger RNA from Microsporum canis CBS 113480, 447 nucleotides. RefSeq lists its product as uncharacterized. The transcript has 4 exons. The record is from RefSeq and is a predicted model, not a curated record. The coding region runs from base 1 to 447 and encodes 148 amino acids. Lineage: Eukaryota; Fungi; Ascomycota; Eurotiomycetes; Onygenales; Arthrodermataceae.
AUGGGUUUAUAUUAUGGGGAAGUAACGUAUAUACACGUCGAUCUCGGGGUUGGGACAUGGACCGUCCACUCAGCACUCAAGAUUGAUGAACUUUUCAAUAUUAGUGAUAUUUUUCGAAACACGCGAUCAUCAACAAGGACACUCCAGUCCGCAGCAACAGCUGAUAAAGCGGAUUCUCUCUUUGCUGCUCCCGCCACCCCUGCCAUCCUGGCCAUGCCACGAGGAGGAGCGUGGAUCAAGGCUUCCCCCCUGGGGCCAAUAUUCGCUUCUACUGGUUAUGCAGGGAACUUAUCCAUCGCCUUGCGCCAUGAUGUAACCCUGUUCAGCUGCCUCUGGUUCGCGAGGCAUAAAUCUGAUGUGCAGGCUGCCUUCACAGCGCUUGGGAGUCGCUGUGACUCAGGUGUCAAUACUCGAUAUUCCUGCUCCUCAUCUCCGAACUCCGACUGA